Messenger RNA from Arabidopsis thaliana (thale cress), 971 nucleotides. Its product is annotated as Lactoylglutathione lyase / glyoxalase I family protein. The transcript is spliced from 4 exons. The record is from RefSeq and is marked reviewed. NCBI's taxonomy places the organism in Eukaryota, Viridiplantae, Streptophyta, Magnoliopsida, Brassicales, Brassicaceae. Bases 203 to 610 code for a protein of 135 amino acids.
CUGCAAUUACGUAUAAUAAUUCUUUUUUUUAAAGUUGGUUUUAGUUUCACUGAUAGUCAAACCGAUCGGUUCAACCUUAUGGUUUGAUUAAAGAUGUGUUAUAAGGAGCCGAUGCCACGUACUUUUACUAAUCUCUUUUUUGUCGACCAUUUUUGUUUCUGAGUUGUUCUUCUUGAUUAGCUUUGUCCGCUUGGAACCAAACAUGGCGAGUCUUGGCCAUAUAGCCAGAGAAUCAUCAGACAUCACACGCCUCGCCCAGUUUUACAAAGAGGUGUUUGGGUUCGAGGAGAUCGAAAGUCCUGAUUUUGGAGACCUACAGGUGGUGUGGCUAAACUUACCAGGUGCUUUUGCAAUGCAUAUUAUCCAGAGAAACCCUUCAACAAAUCUUCCAGAAGGUCCUUACAGUGCUACCUCAGCGGUUAAGGAUCCUAGCCAUCUCCCAAUGGGUCAUCAUAUCUGUUUCUCUGUCCCAAAUUUCGACUCUUUCCUUCAUUCUCUCAAGGAGAAAGGGAUAGAAACUUUUCAGAAGUCUCUUCCUGAUGGAAAAGUCAAGCAAGUUUUCUUCUUUGAUCCUGAUGGAAACGGAUUAGAGGUAGCAAGUCGAUCAUGAGCCUUGAACCUGAAAUAUGUGGUAUCACUACUUAUAGAAUGAAAUAAAAGUAUUGUAUAAAUAAUCAGUUUGUUGAAAUAAAAUCUAUAUGUCUAGGUUUGAUGUUAACUUGUGACAGCUUACGCCUCAAAGUUCGUGUCAUGUGCUUUGAAUGUUGGAUGUAUCGAAUUUAUGAGCUUUUCCUUGUCUAGUAGUUCCCAUGUCUCUAUUACAACACCGAAGAGAUUGGGAUAGUUAUAAUAGAGAGAGAGGACGAUAGAGACCCAACUAAGAACAACCAUACAUUCACAACUCGAGAUAUUUUAUUCAUUUAUUGUGAAGAGUUGUUUUGGUCAUAUAAACUCACCCGGUUCAACCCGGA